This is a messenger RNA of Ixodes scapularis (black-legged tick), 1190 nucleotides long. RefSeq lists its product as uncharacterized. The record is from RefSeq and is a predicted model, not a curated record. The coding region runs from base 55 to 924 and encodes 289 amino acids. Lineage: Eukaryota; Metazoa; Arthropoda; Arachnida; Ixodida; Ixodidae. The transcript has 5 exons.
UUGCCGCUCCGGGGUUUCUGCCGUGGGUGUCAAGCUUUGACCGGACGCAGUACAAUGAUUGUCCAAAUGCUGCUGUAUGGCUUCAUUCUCUUCACUGCAGCUUUCGCUUGGAAAGGUGAAGAGAACACACUGGAGGUCUUCAAUCUCGAGGAUGCGUUGAAGAAGUUUGUUGACGUUUUUAAAAAAGUCUACAAAACUCCAGUGAGGUGGACUGAUUUGUGGUCGAAGCGCCAGGAAAUGAAAGAUCUCUUCGCAACUCCAAAAUUUCAGGUAAAUGUCCAAAGCGGCCCGAUAACAAUUGGUGAGCCAGAAGCAAAGGAGAAGAUCAGCACUCUUCUCUACGCAAACCUCUAUGACAAUGAAGCGAAUGCAAGUCAAACGUAUACCGUCACGCAUUCUACCAGUCGCAAAGAAAAAUCAUCUUACACGGUUAAACUAGGAUUCAACCUCGGCCUUGUGUUGUCGGGAGGUCUGACAUUCGAAGAAACACUAGGAGUGAGUGGCAGCGUCGGAAUUAAGACCGAAAGAGAAACUGCCAAGACAGACUCUAAAACGACGCUCAAGACGUUUUCGGUCGCCACAGGUGUCACCGUUCCUCCUAACAGGACCGUUCAAGUGGAGUGGUACGCCACCACCACCCAAAAAGAUUAUGUGUGGCGCCGCAAAGUGACCAUCAGUGGAUAUUUUGCUAUGGGGCUCGCGACCCCCUUGAAAGACACCACCGUGUUUGUCAUUCCAGUGACUUACCUCGCCCUUGUCAACCCCGCGAUGACAGUAGUAGGCGACAGGCACGUGCAAUUUGAGGCUUAUGGCAUAUUAAGAAAAAUCACCGUGCCGGAAUCUGACAUCUACACAACGGAUGUGACGGGCACUUUAAAGGACAAAAUAACGACGAUUUCUGAAAGGUCUCGCAUUGUUGGGUAAAUGUUAGAAGCAGGCGGGCGCUUUCGACAUAUUAAAGCGAUGCUCCCAAGUCCGCAACGACAAUACUGGUGGCUUCUGUGCUCAACAUCGCGACGAAGAUAUGCCGUUUAGGCGUGUGUCAAGAUUCUUACUUUUCUUUACUUUUUUUCCAAUAAAAAAAAAUGUGUGUGUGUGCGCAUAAUGCAAUAUUUAUCUCGCAAAAUGUAGCUUGCAAAAAAGAAAACAUAAAGUGUAAGUUUGGGAAUUAUUAAAAUCAUGGUUCUACG